Messenger RNA from Cooperia oncophora, 441 nucleotides. Lineage: Eukaryota; Metazoa; Nematoda; Chromadorea; Rhabditida; Trichostrongylidae. The record is from the annotation of a GenBank genome assembly.
AUGAAUUUCGACGCGUUGAUUAAGGACAGCUACCGCGUGGUAUUCCGACGCGACAUUGUCCCCCAUUUACCGCCCUGUGAAAAAGUUGAGAAUGGGUCGGGUGACAGAGAAACAAGUCGUCCAUGUGAUGUCAACAUUCUCAACAAACCCUAUCAUCAUAGCACGGAAAUUUGGUAUCCGGAUUCUAUGGAACCAGGUUCGUACUAUAUCGAAUGCACUGGACAGCCGCGUGGCGAAGACUUUACUUGUUCGGAUAAGUUGAAGUUCUACCACGAUCAGUCAAAUAGCUACAUAUGGGACCAUCGGCAUUACUUUACUGUUCGAGUACCCGAAUAUGGAAAAGUAGGUUGCGAUGCUACUCAACCGGAAGGAAAACCUGGCCUCGUCGAAAAUGUUGUAAAGAGAAUUAAUCUUUUAACAAGAACUAUUGGUUUGGAAUGA